AUGCACUAUUUACGCUCUGUGCUGGAAGGGGGCUGUAGCAGUCAAAAUACUGCUGUGGGAUACCCGUGUCAAAUACUUGGACGCCUUGUAAACAGUGAGAGUGAGCUUAGCGAUCUGUUGCGUAAUGGUUUCUUUCUCUUAACAUAUCGCUCAGACUUUGAUCCACUCCCGGGAUCUAAUGUUACUUCUGAUAAAGGUUGGGGUUGUCUGGCACGCUCCUCACAGAUGCUACUCGCCCAAGCAUUAAGCCGCUAUUCAGCAAGUGAUUUCAAAUUGGAGUACUUUCGAGAUAUUGAUUCUGUAGAGAAAGCCCCCUUUUCACUGCAUAGUAUGGUACAGGCGACGUUAAAGAGUUCAGAUACAUUUAGUCCAAAGUAUUGGUCACCUAGUAAAGGUUGUGAGGCAAUUCGAUGUUGUGUUAAUGAAGCACUUGACCGACGAAUUUUGUCUCGUCCUAUGAGUGUUGUGAUUAGCUCCAAUGGAUCUAUAUCUGCUAAGGAAGUGGAAUCACAGUUGGAGGAAAAAGGAGCUGUAUUGAUUUUAACUCCAUUGCGGUGUGGGGCAUCUCGACUGAUGACACAAAUGAUGUUUUUCGCAUUGGAACAUAUUCUUCAUUCUUCUUCGUGUAUUGGCGUGGUGGGAGGUGUGCCCAAUCGUAGUUAUUACGUUAUCGGAAGCUGGGGUCAACGUCUCUUGUAUCUUGAUCCGCAUUGCAUGACUCAGAAGGCUCUAGUUUCGUGUGAUGCGAAUGAUGCGGGAGUUGUGAUGGCAACACCAAGUCUAGUGAGAUCUGUACGGUGGGACUCUGUUGAUACAUCAUUCUUUUUUGGUUUUUUUUUGGAUUCGGCUUCCCAAUGGCAGGAACUGCGCGGUCGUGUGGAGGAUGUGAGGAAACGCUCCAUGGAACAACUGUUUUUCAUAAAUGAUGGUGAGAUGCCAAGCGCGACUCCAAGUAUGUUAGUAGAGUGGCCUAGUGAUGAUGAUGCUUCUGAGCGAUAA
This is a messenger RNA of Trypanosoma theileri, 999 nucleotides long. RefSeq names its product AUT2/APG4/ATG4 cysteine peptidase. Bases 1 to 999 code for a protein of 332 amino acids. Lineage: Eukaryota; Euglenozoa; Kinetoplastea; Trypanosomatida; Trypanosomatidae. The record is from RefSeq and is a predicted model, not a curated record. Gene Ontology annotation, molecular function: protein-phosphatidylethanolamide deconjugating activity. The transcript has a single exon.